Molecule: messenger RNA, 1620 nt
Organism: Penicillium cataractarum
Lineage: Eukaryota; Fungi; Ascomycota; Eurotiomycetes; Eurotiales; Aspergillaceae
Exons: 1
Coding region: 1-1620 (539 amino acids)
Source: RefSeq, a predicted model, not a curated record
AUGCGCGACAUUCCACCUCAGCCCUCCCCUCGCCCCGUGGCGCGAUUCGCUCGUCGGUAUGGCUCGACAUUCAACGCCUUUGAUCAUCUCGCCAAUGUGAGUCUAUGCUCACAGCAAUUGGGCCAAGUCGAAAUCGACUGCCGAUUUCGGCAUUCAAAAACUCAGUGGGGCGUUUUAGGGCCCGCUGAGAACCAGGCUGGCAUUCUAUACAUGGACUUGACUUUCGCUCAAACAAAGCAUUGCCGGUUAUCAAGUGCAACUGUGUUGGUGAGCUUGGAAGAUCCUGAGAAUGUUCCCAAGGACGGCAAGUCCUCCGCCGCACCUACGCGGUCCUCGCCUAGAGAAGAUAGAUUGGCAGCCAAAGGCCGGCCAGCAUCAGGGUAUGGAACGGUCAAUCCCAUAGAUACCACCGUGGAGGCGACUGAAGACUGGGAUGAACUGCGCUUUCUACAAUUUACCCAGGACUUUGGUCCACGGGAGCUGGCAGGAGAGGCUACAAGAGCGACAACCAAGAAGACCAAGCAUGUGACCCCGCAGGUCAACGUUAUGGGGAGUGGGGGUGGAGGGAUGGGCUGGGACCGCGAACAAAGCAUUGAGCAAAGCAGUCGAUGGACAUUUACUGGAAACCUCCUUCGAGGCUCAAAGCUCGGAGACAACGGCUUGGAUAUUGUGUAUCGCACAAUCAGAUGGGAACUCUCUGAGGAUGAUUUCCAACCUCAGACCACUCACAGCAACACGAUUCAGACAGCUUUUACCCUCGAACACGACGAGAAACUAUUUGUCAUUCGAAUCGAGAUUCAAGGAAAACUUGAAAGACGACACGAGCGAGUGAAGAAUCACGUCAAGAAUCUGUUGAAAUUUCCAAAGGAUCCCAGCAAAAGCCAGGGAGUCUCCCUGACGGUGGUCAAUCCACGCGCGGAGAAGACCCAAAGGAGACUCGAUGCUAUUGCACGAGGCAUACCCUUUGAUAUGGAACGUCUUAAUUUUGAGGCUGUUCGACCACAGAUACCUACAACGCUCCCUCUCUCCUUUCAACGAACUACUCAAAUAUCUGCAGAUGAGAGUACAACUACAGCGACUGCUGUAGAGGAACCUUAUCCUGGUCCCUCGACAACCGAUCAGACGGCACGAACCAGGCUUCCGGAUUACCAACCGCCCGAAAGAAUAUCAUCCUUCCCCGAAGAGGAGGAAAUAAUAGUUAGAAGAGCACCGACGAAUGAGAUACCGGUUAAGACUAGGGGCCACGUUAGGGAACCUUCUGCCCGGACACAGAUGUCCAGAGUCACAAACGAGAGUGAGCAAUCACCCACGCAAAUACCGGUCGGUCAACGAAAGUCAAGGUACGGAGGAGCACACUCAAGAAGAGAAACGGAAAGACACGAACAAUUAUCACGAGAGUCGCGGGUUGAAGAGGUGGUAGGCCCCAAGCCAGCAGGAAAACCAGUGCAAAUUAGCCCGAGCUUGGAGCCAUCCGACGGGAAGCCUUCGGAAGAUGACUUGACCGAGCUUGCAUCGCGACUAGUCCAGUAUCCCUUCCUGCUUCGCAUUAUGCUGUGGCUCAUUUCUAUGAUGAAUUCAACCUCUACCAAGCCCCCGCGAAAGACACUGAAAAGCGAAUGA